Molecule: messenger RNA, 4224 nt
Organism: Batrachochytrium dendrobatidis JAM81
Lineage: Eukaryota; Fungi; Chytridiomycota; Chytridiomycetes; Rhizophydiales
Product: ATP-binding cassette glutathione S-conjugate transporter YCF1
Exons: 6
Coding region: 7-4200 (1397 amino acids)
Biological process (GO): transmembrane transport
Cellular component (GO): membrane
Molecular function (GO): ATP binding; ATP hydrolysis activity; ABC-type transporter activity
Source: RefSeq, a predicted model, not a curated record
GUCGCCAUGGGUUCAAGCUGUAUCAUUUAUUUACUCGCUGCUGCUUUGCACCAUUACGAACACUUUUACUCUCGUCUUUCUUCUUCCGUUUUGCUCUUUUUUUGGCUGGGCUCGUUGAUCACCAACUUGAUUGCUCUUCGAACUUGCAUUCUUUUGCAAAUCUACUAUCCUAGACCUGUUCAUUUUGGUUUCAUUGCUUCAUCCGUUGUCUUUUCUCUUUUUGUGUUUGUUUUCGAAAACCUUCCCAAACCUCAGAGUUACUAUCUCAGUUUGGAUGAUAAUGCAAGUCCUGAAGCUACUGCCAAUAUCUUCUCGCGUUUGACAUUUCAAUGGAUGGAUCCUUUGAUGCGUCUUGGAUAUACCAAAGACUUGGAUAUGGACGAUCUAUGGAAUCUCAAAAAAACUGACACUGGAAACUACAACUCCGAAGCAUUCCAAAAGACAUGGACCAAGCAGCUUACAAAAAGAUCUCCGUCUUUGCUUCGUGCUGUAGCUAAAGCCUUUGGUCCAGUGUUUUUGUCUUCGGCUAUUUUCAAAGGAUGUCAGGACAUUCUUGGGUUUGUACAGCCGCAGUUUCUUCACCAAAUGAUGGAAUUUGCUAGUAGCUAUUCUGUAGAAAGCACAACUCCUCCUAUCCCAAUGUAUCGUGGGUUUAUCAUUGCAUUUUCUAUGCUUGGCAUUGCGCUUCUGCAAACUGUUUUGCUACAUCAAUACUUUCACGUUUGUCUUAUCACCGGAAUGCGCAUUCGUUCGUCCAUUGUUACAGCCAUCUAUCGCAAGUCCUUGAGAUUAUCGAGUAAAGCACGCCAAUCUUCUACUAAUGGUGAAAUUUCUAAUCUGAUGGCUGUUGAUGCAUCGCGACUUUCAGACUUGUGCACCUAUUUGCAUAUGCUGUGGUCUGGUCCGUUCCAGAUCUCAAUGGCAGUUUAUUUUCUGUACGACACACUUGGUCCGUCUAUUUUUGGUGGUGUUGCUGUGAUGGUGUUGAUGAUCCCCGUUAAUGGAUAUCUGGCUACAAGAUCGCGUGCACUUGGAAAGCGUCAAAUGACAAACAAGGAUUCUCGUACAAGAUUAAUGGACGAGCUUUUAAAUGGGAUCAAAGUAAUCAAACUUUAUGCCUGGGAAAAUUCUUUUUUGAAAAAGAUUUUUUCUAUUCGUGAGGCAGAGCUCACCACUUUGAAACAAAUUGGGUAUCUUUCUGCUGUUCAAUCAUUCACCUGGUCAUGCACGCCAUUUUUGGUUUCAUUCACUAGUUUUGCUCUUUUCAGCUACCUUUCUGAAGAGCCAUUGACUUCUACUAGAGUGUUUGUGUCGCUAUCGCUUUUCAAUCUGUUGCAGUUUCCUCUGAGUAUUUUUCCAAGUGUUAUAAGUGCAACAGUUGAAGCUUCUAUUUCAUUUUCACGGCUUUACACGUUUUUGAUGAGCGAGGAACUUGACGAAUCUGCUGUUAAUUACGAGCUGGUACCUCCUUUCACUGACCAGUCUAAUAUUGAGCGCGUAUCCAUCUGCCAGGGCAGCUUUGCUUGGCUGGCUGAAAAUGAGAAUACGUUGAAUGAUAUCUCCAUAUCUGUUCGUGAAAACACUCUUCUUGCUAUUGUUGGCAAUGUUGGGUCUGGAAAGUCGUCCAUUAUUUCUGCUAUUUUGGGCGAAAUGUACAAGACUAGUGGAAUGGUGACUGUUCGUGGUUUGACUGCAUAUGUUCCUCAGACUGCUUGGAUUAUGAAUGCUACAUUUCGCGAGAAUAUUUUGUUUGGUCGACACUAUGACGAUAAACUGUACAAUGAUACAAUUGAUGCGUGUGGACUUCGACCUGAUUUGAAUAUGCUUCCCGGUAAAGAUGCAACUGAAAUUGGUGAACGUGGCAUUAACUUGUCGGGUGGCCAGAAACAGCGCAUCUCUAUUGCUCGCGCUGUGUAUGCCGAUGCUGACAUUUAUCUUUUCGAUGAUCCCUUGUCUGCUGUGGAUGCUCAUGUCGGCCGACACAUAUUCGAUCAUGUAAUUGGUAAACAGGGCAUACUAAAGAACAAGGCAAGGGUGUUUGUUACUCACAGCGUUCAUCUUUUGAGCGAGACGGACGAAAUCAUUCACAUUGCACGUGGCUGUAUUACAGCUGUUGGCACGUUCACUUCCUUGAUGUCACAGCCAGGUCCAUUCUAUGCUUUGAUGAGGGAUUAUGGCAAGCGUAAGGAAAGUGAUCCAUCUUUGGAGCUUUUGGAUACCGAACUGGCUGUUGACACUGUAGUGGGUUCACUUGAUAAAAAAGAAGACGAGGUUUUAAAUGAUGAAAAGGAUGCGGAUGCUCAUGCUACUACUGUUAAGAAUGACGAUGAUCGAGGCUCUAAAUUGUAUCCUGCAUCCACUAAUGGCUCUACCAAGACGAUUUCUUCUGCUAUUGGUACCAAGAUUAUUUCUACUGAAGACUCGGCAAAGGGCUCUGUCAAUCUAAGCGUUUACUUGGCUUACGCCAAAUCGUGCAACAUGUAUGCUGUAGCUGCCUUUCUUAUGUUGGCCAUUCUAUCUCAGGGAUUGUCUGUGUUUCAAAAUGUGUACCUUUCCUGGUGGGCCAAUGUGAACGAUCGCGCCGAGUCUCUUAUGAUGAUAAUGCAAGAUCGUGGAGACGUAUUUGCUUGGCUCGUUGGAUAUGGUGCUAUUGGACUUGUUUCAAGUAUUUCUGUUGUUGGCCAAGUGAUAUUUGUAUGGGUGUUUUGUGGUAUUCGUGCUGCUCGUGUUCUUCAUGAGCAAAUGCUGAACUGUAUAGUGCGACUUCCACAAUCAUUUUUUGAUACAACUCCACUUGGACGUAUUUUGAAUCGGUUUUCCAAAGAUCAAUACACUGUUGAUGAAGUGCUUCCUCGCACUUUUCAAGGGUACUUUCGAACCAUGUUUGGUGUCAUUAGUGUCCUUGCUGUGAAUGCCAUUGGCAGUCCGUUAUUUAUCUUAUUUGCGAUCCCACUUGGCGCACUUUACCGCUACUUUCAGCGUUUCUACUUAUCGACGUCUCGUGAACUUAAGCGACUCGAGUCUACAUCUAGAUCCCCAGUCUAUUCUCACUUUCAAGAAACUCUCAAUGGUGUUUCAUCGAUUCGCGCUUACAAGCAGGAAUUGAGAUUUAUUGACAUGAAUGAGGAGCGACUGGAUUAUAAUCAGCGAGCCUUUUAUCCCAGUGUGAGUUCAAACCGAUGGCUAGCUGUUCGUCUUGAGUUUAUUGGUGCAUUGAUUGUGUUUGGGUCGGCACUGUUUGGUGUGAUGGCAAUUUAUUUCCAUACGUCAAUUUCUGCCGGAACCAUUGGGUUGAUGUUGUCCUACUCGCUUGGUGUGACUCAAUCUUUGAACUGGAUGGUACGACAGUCAUGUGAGAUUGAAACGAAUAUUGUGUCGGUCGAGCGAAUUAAAGAAUAUGUGGAUUUAAAAAAGGAAGCACCUUAUGAAAUCGAAGCGACGACUCCACCUCCAGCAUGGCCCCAGCAUGGCAACAUUGAGUUUAAAAACUAUUCUACACGAUACAGGGCGGAGCUGGGUCUAGUUUUGAAAAACAUAUCUUUUAAUGUUCGCCCACAUGAAAAGAUUGGAAUUGUGGGACGAACGGGUGCAGGAAAAUCAUCACUCACCCUGUCACUGUUUCGCCUUAUUGAAGCCAGUGAGGGAUCCAUAAUCAUUGAUGGGUUGGAUAUCAGUACCCUUGGAUUAGCGUGUCUUCGAUCAAGACUGACCAUUAUUCCACAAGAUCCAGUAUUGUUUGCAGAAAGUGUGCGAUACAACCUUGAUCCCUUUUCGACCCGAACGGACGCUGAGCUAUGGACGAGUCUUGAAUGUGCCAAUCUAAAAGAGCACAUUACAUCACUUGAAGGAGGUUUAGACUUUAAAAUCCAGCAAGAGGGAGAAAACUUUAGUGUGGGUCAACGCCAACUUAUCUGUCUUGCGCGUGCACUUCUUCGUAAAACCAGUGUCUUGAUCCUCGACGAAGCUACCGCAGCCAUCGAUGUAGAAACGGAUCAUCUCAUUCAAGACACCAUCCGACGUGAGUUUAAAGAGUGUACGGUGUUGACCAUUGCACAUCGGAUCAAUACUGUCAUGGACAGUGAUCGGAUUCUUGUGUUGGACAAUGGCCACGUUGCAGAAUUUGACUCUCCCAAAGUACUGCUAAAAAAUACCAAGAGUAUGUUUUAUUCGUUGGCUCAAGAGGCAGGACAGACUAAAUAGUUGAAUAAAUGCAAUUUUUGAGUU